UUUAGCAAAAGUCAAUUUCCAAAAACCCUAAACCCUGAACUAUAAUCAUAUUGAAGAAAAUCCAUCAAUUUUCUGAUGUCUUAACUCAAUGCGGGCUAUCAGCAGAGCCAUUGUGAUCGGAAACGGCGUCGCCGGCGCCCAAAAUCAGUGCAUCGGCUUGCUUCGAGCUCUGGGUCUCUCCGAUAGAUACACACUCUAUCGUGUUAAUCGGCCGAGAGGCGGGAUCAAUGAUAACCUUCGUUGGUUGCCAGUUAAUGCGCAUAAACAAUUAGAUAGCGCUGUGGAGUGGAUUCGUGGAAAACCAGCUAAGAAAUUGAUGCCCUUUCCAGCUGAACAGAGAGAAGUUUUGGAGGCAGAUGCAAGACAUAUCGCCAAAGCUGCUCAGCAAACAUUUGAGAGGGACGGCCCCAUCUUGGUGGUUGCAUCAGGUCAUGAUACCAUCACUUUAGCAAGUUCCAUUAAGAAGUUGGUUCCAGACAAUGUCUUUCUUGUUCAGAUACAACAUCCAAGGUCUCGUCUACACAGAUCUGAUCUAGUGAUAACACCUCAGCAUGAUUAUUACCCCUUAUCGCCUGAGGCACGAGAACAAAUCCCUUUAUUUCUAAGAAGGUGGGUAACACCUCGAAAGCCUCCUGAUAAACAUGUGGAUAUUGCAGAUAUGGUGCUGAUCUUGCAAUGCAGCUUACAGCUUCAAUAAAAAGUGUACUUCCCACUUGUGGAAGUAUCAGAAUAUCGUUUUCUCGUCGAACUCCCAAGAUUGUGCGUACUCUCUUCAGAAUUUUUGUAAUUACCUAUCUUAAGCUAAAUUCCUUUUUCAUGGCUGCAACAAACAGGUAUCUGAAAUUAUUUUGACUGAAUUCUCAAACCAUCCAAGAGUAUACAUUUGGAACGGUCAAGGUACUUAAUUGAAUAUCAUACCUGUUUCUGUGUCAUCACUUGCAAAAUUUACGUUUUUAUCAGAUUUUGACAGACGUUAUCAUCUGACUGUCAUAUAUUUCCUUAAAAUUGAAUAAAAGAGAUUGGAGACCCCGUAGCACUGUAUUCACAUUGGCUGGUGGUUUCUCGUAGUUCUUUGACACCUCGCCAGUAUGAUGCAGUGAAACCAACGUGGCUGACACUUGAUAAAGUCAACAUUCUAAGCGAACCUACACAAACAGCGUGUCUCGAUACGUCCGUCCAGGAUCAGCCUUUGCAACUCCUGUAACGCCUUGUAACGCCCAACGGUUACAACCAUCAAGGCUGUGUUGACCCUUGCAGUGGACUAAGCCUAUAAAUAGGCUAGUCAUUCAAUGCAUCUCUAAACUACACUCAAAGUAGCAUCUGCCAUUCAUGAACUCCCUCUCUCUUUGGUGCAUUGUUCUUCUAUUGAAGCUCUGGCCUCGUCUCCAUCCAGUUCGCCGGAGCUCUACUGAUAGCGGUGUUGUUUCACUAGAGACGAAGCCGUUUUAUCUUUGGGGAUGCCACGCCAAUCCGAGACAUUAAUGAAGCGUAUCUCGUCUUGCAGAAAGAGGACUCCUCGACUCGGCUAAUUACAUAUUUACGAUUAUUGUUUCGAUUAUUGUAAUUUUCAUUUCAUCUUAUUUUCAUGUAUUCCUUCUUUUGGGUUGUAUUACAUCCUGCUAGUGUUUAUCUGGUAAUCCAUACCAACAAUAGUAAUUGGUAAAUUCUGAAA
Messenger RNA from Salvia splendens (bonfire salvia), 1672 nucleotides. Its product is annotated as mitochondrial fission protein ELM1. The coding region runs from base 89 to 697 and encodes 202 amino acids. Gene Ontology annotation, biological process: mitochondrial fission. The transcript has 6 exons. The record is from RefSeq and is a predicted model, not a curated record. Gene Ontology annotation, cellular component: mitochondrial outer membrane. Lineage: Eukaryota; Viridiplantae; Streptophyta; Magnoliopsida; Lamiales; Lamiaceae.